Messenger RNA from Trifolium pratense (red clover), 2510 nucleotides. RefSeq names its product rust resistance kinase Lr10-like. The record is from RefSeq and is a predicted model, not a curated record. Gene Ontology annotation, biological process: protein phosphorylation. Gene Ontology annotation, molecular function: ATP binding; protein kinase activity. Bases 283 to 2178 code for a protein of 631 amino acids. NCBI's taxonomy places the organism in Eukaryota, Viridiplantae, Streptophyta, Magnoliopsida, Fabales, Fabaceae. The transcript is spliced from 2 exons.
AAUAAUUCUAUGUCAUAUUUUUCCAACAGUUGCAACCAGCAAGUCUUGUCCUCACAAACAAACGUCUUGGACAGGAAAUGUGGCCUGAGUCAUCUACGUCUCCAAUAUUGUUUUAAAGGAUCAAAUAUGAGUGAUGGAAAGAGUAAGAAUGGGACCUAUAUCGGCUGACUGAGUGAAAUGGAUUAGUCCAGCCAGCCAUCACUGACUGAGUCUCAGAGCAGAUACCCAAAAUUGCAAAGCUCCAUCUUCCCUCAACCAAUCGAACCCAGAAAAUCAAUCAAAAUGACUAUGUCGUGUGUGGUACUAAUCAUUUUUGCUUUCUUUGUAAUAAUAUUGACAUGGUCUAUUCACUUAGAUGACCAAUGCCCCAUUCCAUCAGAAGAACAGUGCGGAACGAUAUUCAACAAACCUUCAUUCGAUUCAAUUGGAGUCGUACAGGAGUCAUGUGUAAAUCCCAGUUUCGAAGUAAUAUGUGAAAACAACAAAUCGGUAAUUUACUUCAACUAUGGUGAACGUCACAUAGACGCCAUCCUAGUUUCUAAUACAUCAUCUUCCUCUUUCCGUUACAUAAUGACCGGAGUCGGCCAUAAUAAUAACUGCCUUAACAUCAAUUCAAUUUCUCUUCCGUACGAAAACGUCUCAUUCUUUUCCGAUUAUAGUUUGAGAUACAUGGUGGAUCCUUAUGUUCUUAAGUUUAUAUUGGUUAUGAGAUGCGAAAAACCGGUAGAUAAUCACUACUAUUGGAAUAUUUCUUCAGAGACGUGUGGUGGUGGAAUUGAUGGUGAGGAAAAGCAAUACUACUAUUUAUAUGUUGGGUACGUAAUAUUCGAGUUGAGUUACAUAGCAGAGUCAUGCAGAAUAGAGACGAAGGUAAUGAUAAGUGAUUGGGAUGAAAAGGUGAUAUGUAAUGAUACGAGUAAGUGUGAGUAUCCAGAGAAGGUUCACACUGAGUAUCUCAACGGAAUUGAGCUUCGUUGGCGACCAACAAGCUGUGGGAAGCAGCAACACAGAGACAGUAAAGGAAAAAGGAAACCAGAAUUGCCACUUCUCUGCAUUCUCACCACCACACUCUUCGGUUUCACCCUACUCUCGCUGCCCCCGUGGAUUGUUGGAAAAUUUGUUCUUGGAUCACCCUUUGUGGUUGUGUUCUUGAUAUUGAAAUGGAGAAAAAAGCAUCAGUCCAUAUAUGACACAGUUGAAGAUUUUAUCCUAAGUCACAACAAUUUCAUGCCCAUUAGAUACUCUUACUCCCAAAUCAGAACAAUGACUAAAUGUUUCGAGAUUAAGUUGGGCGAAGGAGGCUAUGGUUCUGUCUAUGAAGGAGAGCUUCGAAGCAAACGCAAAGUAGCUGUUAAGGUAUUGACUAAGUCUCAAACCAACGGACAAGACUUCAUCAACGAAGUUGCGACAAUUGGAAGAAUUCGCCAUGUCAAUGUGGUGCAGCUAAUCGGAUUUUGUGCCGAAAGAACAAAGCAAGCUCUGAUAUAUGAGUUCAUGCCUAAUGGUUCUCUUGAUAAACACACAUUUUCACAAGAGCAGGGAAACUCAUCCACGUUAAGCUACGAUAAAAUCUAUGACAUUUCUCUUGGGAUUGCUCGUGGAAUUCAAUACUUACAUCAAGGCUGCGAAAUGCAAAUCAUACAUUUUGAUAUAAAACCACAUAACAUUCUUCUUGAUGAGAAUUUCAAUCCGAAGUUAUCUGACUUUGGUUUGGCAAAGUUGUACCGAAUAGAUCAAAGCAUUUUGACAUUAACAGCUGCAAGAGGAACAAUGGGGUACAUGGCUCCUGAGUUGCUGUACAAGAACAUUGGAAACCUCUCUCACAAAGCUGAUGUUUAUAGUUUUGGAAUGAUGCUAAUGGAAAUGGCAGGAAGAAAAAAGAACAAAAAUUAUAUAGAGAAUUGUUGGCAAGACUAUUUUGCUAAAUGGAUUUAUGAUCAAUUUGAGGAAACAAUAGAUACAAACAAUGGCACAGAGGAGGAAAAGAAAAUUGCAAUGAAGAUGAUUGUGAUUGCGAUGAAAUGCAUACAAAUGAAACCAGAUGAUCGUCCCUCAAUGAAUGAUGUGAUAGAAAUGCUCGAAGGAGAUGAAGUGCCUCAACACCUUCCACCUGGUCCUGAAUCUCUCUUAACCUGGCAAAGGAUGUCAGCAGAUGCAAAUGAAUUUGAUGAUAACUAGCAUUCAUGGUGAGAUACAUGUGGAGUGGAAGUUCAAUCAGCAUGAGAAUAAUGAAACUAAUGCUAUUGGCAAGAGAGAAUUUAGAUAACUAUAAAUAAAUAAAUAAUUGAAGGUUGGAAACUUCCUUACAUUUAUUUAUUAUGGAAAGAAAUUUGCUGAUAAAAUGGGUUGAGAAUUUAUGUGUGAAAUUACUACUAGUUGUAGUUGGUUAAUAGCUAACAAAGUCGCUUUGUGUUAGAAAUAGUACUUUUUAUGUUAUUUUAUCUGUAUUGUAUUAUUUCUUAUUUUUCAUGAAAGUACAAGUUAUGUGAAUAAAUACAUGGUAUUGGCCA